Messenger RNA from Schistosoma bovis, 984 nucleotides. Lineage: Eukaryota; Metazoa; Platyhelminthes; Trematoda; Strigeidida; Schistosomatidae. The record is from the annotation of a GenBank genome assembly.
CACUAGUCAUUGAUAUCCGGUUUCAGAACUCUGAGUUAUGAACAGGUACGGUCGAUCUCCACCAAGAAUCGAUGGGAUGGUAUCGUUGAAAGUUGAUAACUUGGCAUACAGAACAACUAUUGAUGACUUGCGAAGAGUUUUCAGCCGAUUUGGCGAAGUUGGUGAUAUCUACAUACCUAGAGAUCCCUACACUUUCGAGAGUCGAGGAUUUGCUUUCGUUCGAUACUGCACUGACCGCGAGGCUGACUGUGCCAUACGCGGUAUGGAUGGCCAUAAGGUAGAUGGAAGAGAAGUCCGAGUCCAAAGAGCAAAAUAUGGUCGACCAACUCCAAACCGUCGAAGCUAAUAUCCUGCCGAUAUGGAUUGCCUGUAUGCUAUGCUGAUACAUGGGAGAUUGCUGUUGUUCGCAGUGUCAGGCGAGACAGUUUUGAUCAGUUAGCUGUUUGCAGAUUUUUAACUCGGAGUUUAGCUGUUAAUCUGGAAACAUAGUUGUGCUGGUGUGCAGUUAAAUCUUUCCGGCAAAGCGGCUGUCUGAUGGUGAGACUAGCAGGUUUUGCUGUGGUGCUGUAGCUGUUCACACAUUGUGUUAUGGGGAUUAGUCGGUGUAGGUCUAAAGGUUGCUCUACAGAGUAACCAAGAUAGCCAAUUCUCAAAGCGUGAACAGAAUUUGCUUGCGGACAUUUGGCGUUGACAACCAAGGUUGUUCAUGCUGGUGGGUGUGUGAGCUGUGGGGGUGGUUACAUGACUGCAGCAGGAUUGCCGAAAAGUGGUGGUUCUAACCCCGUUCUUCGGGCCUAGAUUCUGGUUAUCCUGAUGCGUACGGAAUGACCUUAUAGCUUGUUCAAUAAAAAUAAUUUUGCUGUACAAUAAUUUUAUAUACUGCAACAGGUAUAUUAUACCAUAAAUAUCAUUCACAGUGAAAUGUUUAUGUAUAGAAAUAUUUAUAUCUAUUAUAAAAUACACCGAUGUAUCAGGAAGAAAUCU